Molecule: messenger RNA, 3092 nt
Organism: Dicentrarchus labrax (European seabass)
Lineage: Eukaryota; Metazoa; Chordata; Actinopteri; Moronidae
Gene: slc25a44a
Product: solute carrier family 25 member 44a
Exons: 4
Coding region: 395-1243 (282 amino acids)
Biological process (GO): branched-chain amino acid catabolic process; transmembrane transport
Cellular component (GO): mitochondrion
Molecular function (GO): branched-chain amino acid transmembrane transporter activity
Source: RefSeq, a predicted model, not a curated record
GCCAUGAAUGCAUCAUCUUUGUCAAAUUAGCUAAACAAACCUCUUGUUAAGUAAAUAUAAGAGUUACAGCGGUCGGUCGACUGGGAGAGAGUCUGAGACCAAACUGUUUAGCUAUAAAUAUAUUUAUAUUUAAUACAUAACAACGCGCUGCGGUCAAACACAGCCCGUGACCUUUAACCUUUGACUAUGUUUGUUCUCAGCAGUAAUGGACGGAAGACAUGACCCACCUUGUAUGAGAGCAGACCGUGUGAGUUUAACGAAGCAGCUCAGUUCCGCAGCAGUGACCGUGGAGGCGGAAGGUGAACAUGAGCCUUUAACAGGUGUGAUGGCGGUAGGAGGACUGAUGACUGCAGAUACGUGGCUUUAGGGGGGCAGCACUGCCCUAGCCGGCACCAUGCAGCAGAAAGGUGCCAUCCAGAUUAUCGAAUGGGAAGACCUGGACAAGAGGAAGUUCUACUCCCUGGGUGUGUUUAUGACCUUGACCACCAGGGCCACCGUCUACCCAGCCAGCCUCAUCCGCACUCGGCUCCAGGUGCAGAAGGGGAAGGCCCUCUACUCUGGAACCUUUGAUGCUUUCUGCAAGAUCCUGAGGUUAGAGGGUGUGCAAGGCUUGUACCGUGGUUUUAUGGUCAGUACGUUCACCCUGGUGUCAGGACAGGCUUAUAUCACCACCUAUGAACUGGUGCGCAAGUAUGUGUCCCAGUACUCGCCCAGUAACACGGUGAAGUCAGUGGUGGCAGGAGGGGCAGCGUCCCUGGUGGCCCAGACCAUCACUGUGCCCAUAGACGUGGUGUCUCAGCAACUGAUGAUGCAAGGACAGGGGGAACACCUGACUCGCUUCAAGCCCAAACCCAAAAUGAUGCUCGCAGCAAGCAAACGCAGACUGACUUUCGGGCAAACCCGUGACAUUACGGUGCAGAUAUUUGCAGCCGAUGGCUUCAGAGGAUUUUACAGGGGCUACGUGGCAUCGCUACUCACGUACAUCCCAAACAGUGCACUCUGGUGGCCUUUUUAUCAUUUUUAUGCAGAGCAACUGUCCUUGAUGGCGCCAAGCGGGUGCCCCCAUCUGAUUCUGCAGGCUUUGGCAGGACCAAUGGCAGCAGCAACCGCCUCCACCAUCACCAACCCCAUGGAUGUUGUUCGAGCAAGAGUACAGUCUCCUGUCUGUCAAAGGUGGAGGGACGAUCGUCUGUUAUCGAGACGUUCAAGCAGCUGCUGGCAGAAGAGGGCGUCUGGGGGAUGACCAAGGGGCUGUCGGCUCGCAUCAUUUCCUCCAUGCCUACGUCGGUGCUCAUUGUAGUGGGAUAUGAGACUCUGAAGAGACUGAGCCUGCGAGCUGAUUUGAUCGAGACCAGACACUGGUGAGAGGCCAGAGGAAACCAGGACAGCCUUGUGCCAGGCUUCACCUCAACACAGAUCUGUGUCCAGUCUCUGGGGUAACCGCUCAGCUGUGUAGCUGCUACCACAGGCCUUUUAGAUCAGUGCUGUUUCAAUGUAGGUAUGAUGCAGCGGCAGUGUUUGUCUUUAGAUACAUUUGGGAGUUGCUGGUGUUAUCACCUUGCUUUCUUUCUGUGCAGACCCAUUUCUACUGGCCUCUUUUUCUUUCUGCUAAACUGUUACUGUGAAAUAUGAAGCUAUAAGUGCCAAAACCAAAUUGAAAAAUCUUCAGAUACAGAAAAGUCUCCCCUUAAAAGGAUUGUAGAUAACUCAAGACCCUUGGACCCCUGUACCAGUGUAUUUUUUUAUACCUGGACGUGUAGUUGUUCAGUUUUGGGUUUUUUUACCGUGUCAUACUUUAACUGUACAGAUGCAAACGUGUGAACACUUUUGCUGGGUUCAGUUUUUUUUAAAACAGCUACUCUGCAGUAAAUCACAUUAUGUAUUUUAAAGAGAAUUUGUGACAAGGCCAUUGUAAGGGGUUUUCAGUGUGCCAAACCGAAUGCCUUGUUUGUCCUAUUGAGCACGUCAAGAGCAGAAAAGCUUGUUAUCUGUGUGCAUUCCAGUGAAAAGAAAAUCUUGUGCAGAGGUGUGAAACACCUGCUAAGAAUCUCACCUUCAGUCUAUGCCCUAAAUGAGUACAAGAUGUUAAUAAUAGUGUAAAGGUAAAAGAAUAUCCCACUACAAUAGCAAUGUUGUUAAAUUGUACAGAAGAAAUCAGUUCAGUGUGAUAAUUAAGACUUCCAAAAGUAUAUUUAUAACGUGUUUGAUGUUCUGUUUACUUACAGGACAACAAAUAUUCAGUUCAUCUCAAGAGGUCUCUGUGAAACCUGGCCCACGUUAGUGUAGUUCGACCUUAAAGGCUUUCUGUACUGUAUUUAGCUGUGUCCCAUGAUUUAUUUUGUGAAGUCACUGUGGCAGGUAUAACGAUGAAUUCUAUGUAUAGAUAAGUUGAGCGGGCCAAUCAGGCAGGUGUUUUUGCUUCUUUCCGUUCCUGUCUGCGUAAAUGGACUGUACACAACAACGUGGAGCUCGACAGAAACAAUGAGAAAAGAUGAGAUGUAGCCGAGGAGGUGUGAACUUCAAUGUUACAAGCAUUAGAGCUCAUUUAUGUUCCUCAUGGGCCACUACUACUGUUGUGUUCUGUAUAUCGUUUAUAAUGUUAGGGAUGACCAGGGAUUAAAUCUGCCAUCAUUUGGUUACAGGGCAGAAACUUAAACCACUGGGCUAUUCUGCUAACAUACAUCAACACCAGCAGACACAAUUAAACUUCAGAGUUGCCUUCAGGUUUCACCUAAUGAGUGUGAGGUACAUCAACGGGACUAAUGUAAUGUUGGGCAUGAAAUGCAGUUGGAAAAGAUGCAGCCAUGUUUGGAAAUGAGUAUUACUGCCACGAAGCACAUCUCAGUGAUGUUUCUUUUUAUUCUGUACAACUCAAUAGAACUUCCUCCAAUUUCUGAACUGAAUGUGAUUUAAUUUCCGAAAAGCCAAUUUAAUGGACCUUUUUUAUGGAGGAAGUGCUACACCUGUAUUUACCAACUACCUGCUCUGUGUGUGUAAUAUCAAAGAAUUGUUAAUGGUACAGUUUGAUGUUUUAAACAUGCAAAACGUGUGGAUCUUUGAUGAAACGUAAUAAAGACUUCUGAAUCACUGCA